Messenger RNA from Athene cunicularia (burrowing owl), 654 nucleotides. RefSeq names its product spermatogenesis associated 22 (gene SPATA22). Gene Ontology annotation, biological process: meiotic DNA repair synthesis; regulation of meiotic cell cycle; homologous chromosome pairing at meiosis. NCBI's taxonomy places the organism in Eukaryota, Metazoa, Chordata, Aves, Strigiformes, Strigidae. The record is from RefSeq and is a predicted model, not a curated record.
UUAAGUUACUGUGAAGAAAUGAAAAGGAGUCUAGCUGACACUUCAGCUCGCAGCACAGCAGGUUGUCUUCCUGUACCUCUGUUCAAUCAGAAAAAAAGAAAUAGACAGCCCUUCACUUCAAACCCACUUCAAAAUGAGCCAGGUACCAGUUCUGGGACUUGGACUUACAACUUCUCUGCCACAUCACUGGGCUGGGGAACUGCAAACCCAGAAGUGGCUGCUACAGAAAGCAGCAAACAGUGGGUAGUUUCAUCAUCCCAAUUAAAAAUGAAAGAAAAACCAAAUUUGCGAAUCAUAUCUGCAGUCAUUGAAAGCAUGAAGCAUUGGACUCAAUAUGCUCAUAAAACUGCACUAUUAUUUGAAGUUUUAGGCACACUUGAUUCUGCAGUCGCACCUGGAGCAUACGGGGCAAAGUAUUUUCUUUUGAGAGAUGGAAAGGAGAUUCUGCCUUGUGUAUUUUAUGAAAUUGACCGGGACCUUCCAAGGCUAAUUAGAGGUCGAGUGCACAGGUGCAUGGGAACCUAUGACACAAAAUGGAACCUUUUCAAGUGUGUCUCUGUAAGACCAGCAACUACUCAAGAACAAAACACUUUCCAAGAUUUUGUUAAAAUUGCAGAUGUUGCAAUGACAGCAUAUGUAAAAAACAAUGAAUGA